This is a messenger RNA of Fraxinus pennsylvanica, 1440 nucleotides long. The record is from the annotation of a GenBank genome assembly. NCBI's taxonomy places the organism in Eukaryota, Viridiplantae, Streptophyta, Magnoliopsida, Lamiales, Oleaceae.
AUGUACAGUGGAUCCAGCGACGGAGAAGGGCACGAUUCAUCGGCGCCGAGGAAAAUCCCUCCUGUCUCUUCCAUGCUAUGGGUCCGAAACCUCCGCCGGUACAUCGGAUCCGGUGCCGGGCUUGGAUCUGAAUCCUUAAUGGAGCUAGAAACAAAAAGAAUUUUAUUAGAUAUGUUUAAGGAGAAGCAACAAAAGAGCUCUGAAGCAGGCACCAUUCCUAGUUUUUACAAAAAGAAACCUGAAGAAGGAUCCAUCAGUCAUAGAGUCCAGAGGCUGGCAAAAUAUCGUUUUCUAAAGAAACAAACCGAUCUUUUGCUGAAUGCUGAUGAUUUGGAUGCUAUGUGGCUAUGCCUGAGAGAAAAUUGUGUAAUUGAUGAUGCAACUGGUGCUGAAAAGAUGAAUUACGAAGACUUUUGCCACAUUGCCUCUGUAUGUACAGAACAAAUAGGCCCCAAAUGUCGACGCUUUUUCUGCCCUUCGAAUUUCAUGAAGUUUGAAAAAGACGAACUGGGAAGAAUCGCCAUUCUUCCAUUCUAUCUGUAUGUAAUGCGAACGGUAUCCCUUACUCAAGCCAGGAUUGAUAUGAGUGAGCUUGAUGAGGAUUCUGAUGGCUUCCUUCAACCUCACGAAAUGGAAUUCUAUAUAAGAGGUCUUAUACCUAAUUUGGCACAACUCCGGGACAUACCAGCAGCUUUCGUGCAAAUGUACUGUCGCAUAGCUGCACACAAGUUUUUCUUCUUUUGUGAUCCCCAUAAACGAGGCAAGGCGUGCAUAAAGAAGGUUCUACUUAGUAAUUGCCUCCAGGAGCUAAUGGAACUACACCAGGAAAGUGAGGAAGAAGUCACUGAUACUGAACAAGCUGAAAACUGGUUCUCGUUGACAUCUGCACAGCGCAUAUGUGAUAUGUUUCUUGCUCUUGACAAAGAUAUGAAUGGAACUUUGAGCAAGCAGGAGCUUCGAGAAUAUGCAGAUGGGACACUAACAGAUAUUUUUAUUGAGAGAGUUUUCGAUGAACAUGUCCGGCGUGGAAAAAACGGAGGUGGUAAUUCUCGGGAGAUGGAUUUUGAAAGUUUUCUCGACUUUGUUCUGGCACUGGAAAAUAAAGACACUCCAGAGGGAUUAACUUAUUUGUUUCGCUGCCUUGAUCUCCAUGGAAGGGGAUUUCUCACAACUGCUGAUACUCAUACACUGUUCAGGGAUGUUCACCAGAAAUGGAUUGAGGGAGGUAACUACGAGCUGUGUAUUGAAGAUGUAAGGGAUGAAAUCUGGGAUAUGGUGAAGCCAGCCGAUCCAUUGAGAAUAACACUGGCUGAUCUACUGGCUUGCAAACAGGGCGGGACAGUUGCAAGUAUGCUUAUAGAUAAACCAAAUAAGACAGAAACUAAUCUAAUCCCACCAACAACUCACCAUUCCUUCCAUUCAUUUGAUUCUUGCAAAUGA